Molecule: messenger RNA, 1817 nt
Organism: Colletotrichum destructivum
Lineage: Eukaryota; Fungi; Ascomycota; Sordariomycetes; Glomerellales; Glomerellaceae
Product: Putative glycoside hydrolase 64, Osmotin/thaumatin-like superfamily, beta-1,3-glucanase, subdomain 2
Exons: 1
Coding region: 643-1815 (390 amino acids)
Source: RefSeq, a predicted model, not a curated record
UGGCCGUAAAGCAAGUCCGCCUAGGGUCGACCGACACGCCGCCGAACUUGACUAUAUCCGAGAGACGUGAGAAGAGACGCUCUGCUUUCUUACACUCGGUCCAAAGACCAACGCAAGACACCUCCAUCACUUGCCGUCAGGUCAACUCUUGGACUUUCUGGACCUGCCAUGCCAAAGUCGUCCGUUGUCCCCACCCCUCCCAGUCUCGAACCCCAAAAACCGGGCAAAAAGAGACGGGGCCGCCACUGGUCCCGCAUUACCAUGUCGUCCAUUCCGUCAUUCUGCGACGGAGGUAGAGAGUCCAGUGCACCAAAUGCUUGCGCGUCUCAUAUGCUCCGUUGUCGUAGUGGUUGGCAGCAAGUAAGAGUCACCAUCUUGAAAACUUGGUGGUGGGAGGGUCCAGGGAAAACCUGCACAUGGCCAUCCCGGUCAGUUGCGCUCGUAUGGGUUGUCCGUCCUUAUUUAUUCUCGUCAAAAGGCCAAGGGACUUAAGACGGACUUGUUCUUGAUAAAAGGCCCGGGCCAUCUCCUUGGAAACUAGCGACGAAAGGAUAUAUUCAUUUGCUUGGAAGCAGUCGGUAGACCAGCGUCACGGACGGGCCCAAAUACACAACUGCAAGAUUCCUUCCAAGAACCGGCGCCAUGACUCGGCCAACGCUCGACAUCGUCCUCCAAAACAACACGGGCUCCUCCAACGCCUUCGCCCAUGUAACCGGCCUGGACCUCAACCGGAAUAACGCCGUCUUCCUCCUCCAGGCCGACGGCAUCACGGGCUAUUACCCGACGUCGCCCUCGGACAUCCUCCAGCCACUGCAGACGGACUGCGCCAUCCCCCUCGGCGCGCCGGGGUCGACGCGCGAGGUGACGAUCCCCCAGAUCGCCGGCGGCCGUAUCUGGUUCUCCCGGGACGGCCCGCUCAAGUUCCUCCUGAACCCGGGCCCGGCCGUGGUGGAGCCCUCGGCCACCAACACGACCGACCCCAACUACAACCUCAACUGGGGCUUCUGCGAGUUUACCUUCAACAGCUUCCAGGUGUUUGUCAACAUCUCGUACGUCGACUUCGUCAGCAUCCCCGUCUCCCUGACGCUCGAGAACGACGCCGGCAAGGUGACGACCGUGCCCGGCUUCCCGCCCGACGCCCUCGACGCCAUCUGUGAUCGCCUCCGCGCCCAGGACGCCGCCGACAGCGCCGGCUGGUCAAGGCUCAUCGUGCGCACCCCCGACGGGUCAGCAAACCUGCGCGCCCUCAGCCCCAAUUCGGGCAUCGUCAUGCAACCGGGCCUGUUCCAGGGGUAUUACCAACCCCACGUCGACGCCGUCUGGAACAAGUACCGCGGUGCCGAUCUCACGGUCAACACGCAGGCCGAGUGGGGCAACGUCAAGGGCCGCGUAGGCCCCGACAAUCUGCUGUCGUUCGGCCACGUCGGAUCGUUCGCCAAGCCGAGCGCGCGAGACAUAUUCAGCUGCAGCACGGGGCCAUUCGGCGGGUACCCCAAGAACCAGGCCCAGAUGGGCGCCAUCGGGGCGCGCAUCGCGGCGGCCUUCAACCGGUCGACGCUGCUCGUCAACGACCAGCAACCCGAAGGGGAGAGCGUGGCAAACUAUUAUUACAAGGAUGCGCGGACGAACCACUACUCGCGCAUCUGCCAUGAGGUCAGCCCCGACGGCCGCGGCUACGCGUUCCCCUACGACGACGUGGGCCCGGCCAGCGGUCCCGAUCAGUCCGGAUCGCUCUUCGACUCCAACCCGAAGGUUCUGACGAUCGGGAUUGGCGGCGGCGUGGGGAACGCGGCUUCGGUGCAAGAGGAGCUGUAGAC